AUGCUUUUCUCUCAGUCUAUCGGAGUUGUGGCCCUUGCCACAUUGGCCACUGCUGCCCCGGAGCGAAAGACUCUCGCAACCCGAGAAGUUGGAAGACUCCCAGCUUUGGGAUGGAACGGCUGGAACCAAGGACAAUGCAAUGCGGCCAGCGAGAAGGUCGCUUUGGCCACGGCCAAGACCUUCAUCAAUCUCGGUCUCAAGGACGCUGGAUACCAAUACAUCAACAUCGACGAUUGCUGGUCUACGAGACAGCGUGACUCAAAGGGCAACCUUGUACCCGAUCCCAGCAAGUGGCCAAGAGGUAUCAAGCCCGUCGUCGAUGAGAUCCAUAAAAUGGGUCUUAAGUUUGGUCUCUACGGUGACAGAGGUGUCAAGACUUGUGCUGGGUUUCCCGGAAGUCAAGGUCAUGAGAAGCAAGAUGCCGACUUGCUUGCCAGCUGGGGUGUCGACUACUGGAAGUACGACAACUGUUACACGCCAUGCUACAACGGCAACCAAGCCGACAUCCAGACCUGCCCCAUCGGCAAGGGUCCUAGCUCCAGACCCGGAUACGAAUUGAUGAGAGACAUGCUCCGCAACACAGGAAAGGACAUCCUCUACUCCCUCUGCAACUGGGGCUGGGAUGAGGUCUGGACUUGGGGUGCUUCCGUCGGCCACAUGUGGCGUAUGAGUGUCGAUAACUGGGGUAAAUGGGACGACGUUGUGCGAAUUGCCAACCAGGCUGCACCUAUCCUCAAGUACACCCAGCCUGGCCGCUACAAUGACCUCGACAUGAUGAUUCUUGCCAACGGUGCUUUGACACCAGCUGAGGAGCGAACUCACUUCGCAAUCUGGGCCAUCACCAAGUCCCCCAUCAUCCUCGGAACAGACAUGACCAAGAUUAACAGCGACGAGAUCAAGCUCAUCACCAACAAGGGCCUCCUCGCGGUCAACCAAGACUCACUGUCAAAGCCUGCCGUGCCUUUCACCCCUCCCGGAACCCCUGCCAAAGCCAACAACGAGAUCUACCCUUACUGGUCAGGACCUCUGGCGUCCGGAACCGUUGUCGCCAUUGUCGCAAGCAAGGGCAACCUCGACACUACUCUGAGCCUCUCACAAGUUCCUGGACUGAAGGACCAGGACUACUCAUGGACUGAGCUCUUGACUGGUGCCAAGGGCAGAGGCAGAACUGUUCGGGCCAAGUUGGAGAAGCAUGACGUUGCUGUUUUCCGCAUCGACAACUAG
Fusarium pseudograminearum CS3096 is the source of this 1224-nucleotide messenger RNA. RefSeq lists its product as uncharacterized. The transcript has 4 exons. Gene Ontology annotation, molecular function: hydrolase activity, hydrolyzing O-glycosyl compounds. Bases 1 to 1224 code for a protein of 407 amino acids. NCBI's taxonomy places the organism in Eukaryota, Fungi, Ascomycota, Sordariomycetes, Hypocreales, Nectriaceae. Gene Ontology annotation, biological process: carbohydrate metabolic process. The record is from RefSeq and is a predicted model, not a curated record.